Mauremys reevesii (Reeves's turtle) is the source of this 1343-nucleotide messenger RNA. It is a transcript of the gene TRNAU1AP, whose product is annotated as tRNA selenocysteine 1 associated protein 1. Gene Ontology annotation, biological process: selenocysteine incorporation. Gene Ontology annotation, cellular component: nucleus. Lineage: Eukaryota; Metazoa; Chordata; Testudines; Geoemydidae. The record is from RefSeq and is a predicted model, not a curated record. The coding region runs from base 127 to 990 and encodes 287 amino acids. The transcript is spliced from 9 exons. Gene Ontology annotation, molecular function: tRNA binding.
GGAAGCGCGGCGGCCGGAGCGGGCUCCGGAGACACCGUGAGGCGGCGCCGGCGGAAGCGGCGGCGGGGCCGAGCGGGCAGCCGGAGCCGCGGCCCGCCGAGCCCGCCCGGGGCCUGCGGGAGCAGCAUGGCCGCCAGCCUGUGGAUGGGGGACCUGGAGCCAUAUAUGGAUGAGAACUUCGUUUCAAGAGCCUUUGCCACCAUGGGAGAACUAGUUCUGAGUGUAAAAAUCAUCCGAAAUAGAUUGACAGGAAUUCCAGCAGGCUACUGCUUUGUAGAAUUUGCAGAUCUGGCUACUGCAGAGAAGUGUUUACACAAAAUCAAUGGAAAACCACUUCCUGGUGCCACACCAUCAAAGCGAUUUAAACUGAACUACGCAACGUAUGGAAAACAGCCUGAUAACAGUCCAGAAUACUCACUCUUUGUGGGAGAUCUGACCCCCGAUGUGGAUGAUGGCAUGUUAUAUGAGUUUUUUGUUAAAGUUUAUCCGUCAUGUAGAGGUGGCAAAGUUGUUUUGGACCAGACUGGAGUUUCCAAAGGUUAUGGGUUUGUGAAAUUCACAGACGAGCUGGAACAGAAAAGAGCCCUGACAGAGUGCCAAGGAGCUGUGGGAUUGGGCUCUAAACCCGUACGCUUGAGUGUGGCCAUACCAAAAGCUAACCGUGUGAAGACGGUGGAGUACAAUCAGCUGUACAACUAUAAUUAUAACCAGUAUUACCAACAAUAUCAGAACUACUAUGCCCAGUGGGGAUACGACCAGAACACAGGCAGUUAUAGCUACAGCUAUCCCCAGUAUGGAUACACACAGAGCACCAUGCAGACAUAUGAAGAAGUUGGUGAGGAUGCAUUGGAAGAUCCAUUGCCUCAGAUGGACGUGACAGAAGCAAACAAACAGUUUAUGGAACAGAGUGAAGAACUCUAUGAUGCCUUGAUGGACUGUCACUGGCAGCCUUUGGACACUGUCUCUUCAGAGAUUCCAGCCAUGUUAUAGCCUCAUUGCAGAGGCAUUGUCUCUACACGACAAGCCAGCGGCCACCAGACUCCUACGCUGCACCUGGAACCUGCAGUAGUGAAGGGAUGGCCCCUCUUCCACCCAGGUCUCUGACUCAAAGUACAGGGGGACUGUGGCAUUUCCUGUACACAAUGAGUAUUGGAGGAGCAUCGUGGUAGCUUUUAUUCAUGGUGAAAAUUAGAACUGCAACAGUUUUAUUCCUUUGGUCUCAAAAUGAACUCUUAAUACUUCUUGGAGAAUUGUAAUUUAUAAACUUUAAACAAGAUGGCACAGGGGAAAGACUCUUCUCCAAUGUACAAUAAAAAAAAAAAUUGGUCUUUUAAGUAAAAUUA